AUGGAGGAACACGAAGAUGCUCAAUACUGUUUUCCAGGACAUAACUCUUCUUGCAGAAAGGUUUUGCUAUCAACAUCUAUUUACAUAACACUGUACAUAUUCUUCUUAUCGAUUGCAGCGGUUACAGUCUUUUUGAACAUAUUGGUGGUCAUCUCCGUCUCUCACUUCAAGCAGCUCCACACUCCAACCAACCUGCUCAUCCUCUCUCUGGCUCUGGCAGAUGUCCUGGUGGGACUGAUUGUGAUACCAGUAGGGACCGUAGCAAUAAUGGAAUCAUGCUGGUUUUUGGGGAAAUAUUUCUGUGUGUUUUAUGCUUACAUCAGUUAUUUAAUUCUAUCCAUAUCUCUCGGCAAUUUGGUAUUGAUAUCCAUUGACCGCUAUGUUGCUGUGUGUGAUCCCUUAUUUUACCACUCUAAAAUAACAAUAACAAGAAUUACAUGUUCUAUAUCCAUUAUAUGGUUUUGUUGUAUCAUAUACAAUGCAGCUUUUAUAAAAAUAACUGUAAAUGUAGAAGUACCUAAAAGGUGUUUUGAAGAAUGUUUUAUUGUUCAAGAAUUUAAAUGGAUUAGCAUCAUUGACCUUGUAAUUACAAUGAUUGUCCCGUGCUCUAUUAUUAUAACACUUUAUUUGAAAAUAUUUUUGGUCGCCAGAUCACAGGCCAGAAAGGAGACCAAGGUUCAGAUCCCAGCUGUGACAGAGGCAUGA
Molecule: messenger RNA, 705 nt
Organism: Salvelinus namaycush (lake trout)
Lineage: Eukaryota; Metazoa; Chordata; Actinopteri; Salmoniformes; Salmonidae
Product: trace amine-associated receptor 13c-like
Exons: 2
Coding region: 1-705 (234 amino acids)
Biological process (GO): G protein-coupled receptor signaling pathway
Cellular component (GO): membrane
Molecular function (GO): trace-amine receptor activity
Source: RefSeq, a predicted model, not a curated record